CCAAGAUGGAGAUCCAUCAUCUGGAUUCAGUCCAAUCUCAGGACAGAGAUCAGAUUCUCCAGUACCCAGCUGUAUCUCCAUGAAGAGUGAUAGAUCUAUGCAGCCUCCUCUACACUUUAAAAAUGAAGAUUUAUCAUCUGUACCCAGUCCAAUCUCAGGACAGAGAUCAGAUUCUCCAGUACCCAGCUGUAUCUCCAUGAAGAGUGAGAGAUCUAUGCAGCCUCCUCUACACUUUAAAGAUGAAGAUUUAUCAUCUGUACCCAGUCCAAUCUCAGUACAGAGAUCAGAUUCUCCAGUACCCAGCUGUAUCUCCAUGAAGAGUGAUAGAUCUAUGCAGCCUCCUCUACACUUUAAGGAUGAAGAUUUAUCAUCUGUACCCAGUGUCCUGCAGGAAGUGAUAGCUGCAAUACCACAGGAAAACAUUCAAAAAACAAGAUCCGACUCCACAUCUGGAGCUGAAGUCCAGAAAAAGCUCAAAUUCAAUCUGAUAAAGAAGUUUCAGUGUGUAAAUGAAGUGAUCACAAAGCAGGGAAACCCAACACUUCUGAAUGAGAUCUACACCGAGCUCUAUAUCACAGAGGGAGAAAGUGGAAAAGUAAAUAAUGAACAUGAGGUGAGGCAGAUCGAGGCAGCAUCCAGGAGGGCAGCAACAGAGGACACGCCCAUCAAAUGCAACAACAUCUUUAAACCUUUAUCAGACCAAGAUGAACCCAUCAGGACUGUCCUGACUAAGGGUGUCGCUGGCAUCGGAAAAACCGUCUCUGUACAGAAGUUCAUUCUGGAUUGGGCUGAAGGAAAAGAGAAUCAGGACGUCCACCUCAUAUUUCCACUUCCUUUCAGAGAGCUGAAUUUAAUGAAGGACCACAAACUGAGUCUGAUGGAUCUCCUUCAUUUCUAUUUUCAGGAGAUAAAAGAAACUGACAUUUCCAGCUUGUACAAAGUUCUGUUUAUUUUUGAUGGGUUGGAUGAGUGUCGUUUACCUCUAGAUCUCCAAAGCUCAGUGAGGUUGAGUGAUGUAAAUAAAUCAGCAACAGUUCAUGAGCUGCUGAUAAACCUGAUCAAAGGGAAUCUUCUUCCUUCUGCUGUGAUCUGGAUCACCUCCCGUCCAGCAGCAGCUGAUCAGAUCCCCUCUGAGUGUAUCGAUCGAGUGACGGAGGUACGAGGAUUCACUGAUCCACAGAAGGAGGAGUACUUCAGGAAGAGGGUCAGUGAUCAGAGUCUGGUCAGUAGAAUCAUCUCACACCUUAAGUCAUUAAGAAGCCUCUACAUCAUGUGUCAUAUUCCGGUCUUCUGUUGGAUUACAGCCACAGUUCUAGAGAGAAUGUUUGGUGAAGCAGAGAGGGGAGAGAUCCCCAAAACUCUGACUCAAAUGUACACCCACUUCCUCAUCAUUCAGACCAACAUCAUCAGACAAAAGUACAUGAAGAAUGAGGAGGAAGAAGGAGAAAUGAUCCUCAAACUGGGAAAACUGGCUUUUGAGCAGCUGAUGAAAGGAAACCUGAUCUUCUAUGAGGAAGAUCUGAUGGAGUGUGGCAUUGAUGUUCAGGCAGCCUCAGUGUACUCAGGUGUGUGUACACAGAUCUUCAGAGAGGAGUUUGGACUUCACCAGAGUAAAGUGUACUGCUUUGUUCAUCUGAGCGUUCAGGAACAUAUCGCAGCUCUAUAUGUGCAUCUGACCUUCAUGAACGAAAAGAAAAAUGUUUUUCAACAGAGUCUGUUUUCAAAACUGAGGAUCCUGAAGAUAAAACAAAUCUCAGUUCUACACAUGAGUGCUGUAGUUCAGGCAUUACAGAGUAAGAAUGGACAUCUGGAUCUUUUUAUUCGCUUUCUUCUGGGUCUCUCACUGAAGUCCAAUCAGAAUCUCUUACAAGCCUUAGUGACACAAACAGGAAGUGACUCUCACAACCAAGAGGAAACAGUUCAGUACAUUAAGGAGAAGAUCAGUGAGAAUCCCUCAACAGAGAAAGCCAUCAAUCUGUUCCACUGUCUGAAUGAACUGGAUGAUCAUUCACUAGUUCAGGAGAUCCAACAAUACCUGAAAUCUGGAAAACUAAAACAAACCAAACUCUCUGAUUCUCAGUGGUCAGCUCUGGUCUUCAUGUUACUGACAUCAUCAGAGGAACUGGAUGUGUUUAACCUGAGAGAUUAUACCAACAAAUACAGCUCAUCAGCUGAGGUUCUUCUGAAACUGAUGCGGGUGGUUGCAGCAUCCAGAGCAGCUUGGUUGAUUACUUGUGAUGUAUCAGAUGAAGGUUGUUCUGCUCUGGCUUCAGCUCUGAGAUCAAACCCCUCACACCUGAGAGAACUCAAUCUGUCUCAUAAUAAUCUAGGAGAUUCAGGAGUGAAGCGUCUUUCUGCUGUACUGGAGAAUCCUCACUGUAAACUGGAGAUACUGAGGUUGUAUAAUUGUGGUGUACCAGAUGAAGGUUGUUCUGCUCUGGCUUCAGCUCUGAGAUCAAACCCCUCACACCUGAGAAAACUCAAUCUGUCUGAUAAUAAUCUAGGAGAUUCAGGAGUGAAGCGUCUCUCUGCUGUACUGGAGAAUCCUCACUGUAAACUGGAGAUACUGAGGUUGUGUUAUUGUGGUGUAUCAGAUGAAGGUUGUGCUGCUCUGGCUUCAGCUCUGAGAUCAAACCCCUCACACCUGAGAGAACUUCAUCUGUCUGAUAAUAAACUAGGAGAUUCAGGAGUGAAGCGUCUCUCUGCUGUACUGGAGAAUCCUCACUGUAAACUGGAGAUACUGAGGUUGGAUAGUUGUGGUGUAUCAGAUGAAGGUUGUUCUGCUCUGGCUUCAGCUCUGAGAUCAAACCCCUCACACAUGAGAGAACUUUAUCUGUCUUAUAAUAAUCUAGGAGAUUCAGGAGUGAAGCGUCUCUCUGCUGUACUGGAGAAUCCUCACUGUAAACUGGAGAUACUGAGGUUGUAUAAUUGUGGUGUAUCAGAUGAAGGUUGUUCUGCUCUGGCUUCAGCUCUGAGAUCAAACCCCUCACACCUGAGAGAACUCAAUCUGUCUUAUAAUAAUCUAGGAGAUUCAGGAGUGAAGCGUCUCUCUGCUGUACUGAAGAAUCCUCACUGUAAACUGAAGAUACUGAGAUUGAAAUAUUGUGGUGUAUCAGAUGAAGGUUGUUCUGCUCUGGCUUCAGCUCUGAGAUCAAACCCCUCACACCUGAGAGAACUCGGUCUUUCUAGAAACAGUCUAACAGAAUUAGGAAAGAAGCUUCUCUCUGAUCUAAAGGAUGAUGAAUGUUUUAGGCUGGAGAUUCUGUGGAUUUGGUGAUAAACUCAGAAGAUACACGGAACAUCCCAGAAAUAAUCGCUGCUUUUAAUCUCCGUCUUCAUCUAUGUUGAGGAACGGAGAACAUGUCCAUCAUUCUACAAUUCAAAUGACCACAGAGGUGAUUUACAGCUGUGAUUAAAACAUCUGUACAGGAUGUGAAUGAGAAAAUGAAACUGUGCAGGAUUCAGACAUCAUGACACGAGUGAGAAACUGUAGAAAAGGUUUUAAUCACAAGAAGAAAGUGUUUAUGAUGCUGAAUAGAUUGUUAUUAUGAUCAGACUCUGGAGACACAGCGCUCGUCCUGUACAUUCAACAUCUAAUUCACUCAGAUCAGUCACAGAUUCAUCUGAUAUUAUUAAACCACAUUCUGAUUUUAAUCAUGUGUACAGUUAUAUCAAUAAAAUCAUGAUUAAUAAUGGAUUUGUAUUGAAUUCUGGUGUACAUUAAUGUGUAUAAAACAAUAAAACUUUAUGUUACGUGCCCAAGCACAU
Trichomycterus rosablanca is the source of this 3768-nucleotide messenger RNA. RefSeq names its product NACHT, LRR and PYD domains-containing protein 12-like. The transcript has 13 exons. Bases 80 to 3277 code for a protein of 1065 amino acids. The record is from RefSeq and is a predicted model, not a curated record. Gene Ontology annotation, molecular function: protein binding. Lineage: Eukaryota; Metazoa; Chordata; Actinopteri; Siluriformes; Trichomycteridae. Gene Ontology annotation, biological process: intracellular signal transduction.